UGAUAUGUUUGUUUUUUGUUUACAGUUUAUUCCUGGUUUAUUCAAAGAUUUUUAUAGUUGUUAAAGAUCUAGUAAAACUCUUCAGAUAUUUUCAACUUUUUACAUAGUAUUGUAUUAUGUUCCAAUAAUUAAUAAUCCCGAAGUAUCUUGUAGGCUCACCAAUGUCAUGUCAUAUACGUUCAGUGAUAUUAUCAAGGCCUGUAAUGAAGAGAUGAAGUUGUUCUAGCAAUAUACUGAAUAAUCCUGGUAGCUGAAACUAUAAAACUAAAAUACUACUUCUAGCUAGCAACUUAUAGGAUAGCUACUUAUAUAGACAGCGACAGCUAUGCCUACAGUAAUUUUGCUUGAUGCCUCAUUAUCAAUGACUAGACCUAUCCAGUUUAUAGAUGGGAUAGAAACAACCAGAAAACAGCUAGCUAUAACAGGCAUAAAUGCCUUUCUAGAUCAUCUUAGUGUUCAUUCCAAACUGGAGUUUAUUGCGCUGAUAGCAUUCUCCUCUUUAUACGAAGAAAGAUGUUCUUUUACGAGAGAUUACAAUGUAAUAAAAUCUGAACUAAAAAAUAUUGAUGAUUAUGAUAAAACAUGUCUAGAAACUGCAUUUCAUGGCGUAAAUCAGAUGAUAUUAGGAGAAUGGGGCAAUAAUACUGUUUGUCAGAUAAUACUGAUAACAGACGGCAGUACAGGCAUCGGAUCAAUGUCUCUUAAGGAAACGCUCACCCUAGAUAAAGCAGUUGGUUCGAUGCCUUUUUCCUUACCGUUCUCAUUUCCCGCCAAAUUACACGUGGUCUGCAUUGCGGGAGCAAAUGAACCAAGUUUUAUAAAAUCUCGACCAUUAUACCAACGUCUUAUUGAUAUGAGUGGGUAUGACGGUUCAAUACAAGUUCUAGAACAAUUACAAAGUGAGGCUGAUGUUAUAACAUUAUUUCAAAAGUUAUCUGAAGAAAUUUAUAUUUCGUUUAAAGGAGUACUGAAAUGUGGAAGUCUAGAUUCAAAAAUUAUCCUAUCUCCGGCACCUGUGGCUUACACAAAAAUUACCGAUUUCAAUAGUCAAACGUAUAAUGUAUCCACAUUAAUCGAGAUAUGUGGAUUCAUUUCUGUUGCCGAUGUCGGAUCUCCAAUGGCAAUCAGCCGACAUCUUAUCCUUCCCGCUACAGCGUCUGGUAAAAACGACUUGACUUCCACCACUAUAGACCUAACUGACGAAAACUCAAUUGACGAAGGCAAUACCCCAUCGUUUUGUGUACUGCUACACGGUGCGUUGAAAGUGGAGAACAUGGCCGCUCUAGUGGCAAUAGGCGAAAACUGGUUUGGAUUUGUUUACUCUUGGGCCGACUCAAAGAAGAAGAGUAAUUUGAUGUUAACUAUAUUACCACCUGGAUCGGACAUUAUACCUUGGUUAGGCGAUUUAAACGAGUUAGCCACGACGGAUAUGUUCCCCGCGGAACAAGCUGGCACAUUUCCAUUACGCCCAAGCGAAAAACGAAGUUAUUCACAAAACGGAGUAGUUUGGAUCAGACAAGCCGGUUUACAGUCUGAUAUUCAAAAAAUUCUUAGACAUGCACGUAAAUUACCUGGAAAAACUCAACAAUUUUAUAAGGAACUUAACCGACUUCGAAAAGCUGCGGUUUCUUUAGGAUUUCAAGAUUUGCUCAACGGGUUAUCACACAUAUUUGAAAGGGAAUGUAUGCAGUUACCAGACAGCGCUCAUCCAGAUUGCGCGUUACAACUUCAACACGCUGCCGAAAUGUUAAGGAAAACACAGAGCAGGGACAUCAAAUUUAUCUUGUUGCCUUUGCAAACAAAUUAUAAUUCGUCUUAGUAUUACACAUUUUUAAGUUAAAUAA
Sitophilus oryzae (rice weevil) is the source of this 1844-nucleotide messenger RNA. Its product is annotated as integrator complex subunit 14-like. The record is from RefSeq and is a predicted model, not a curated record. Lineage: Eukaryota; Metazoa; Arthropoda; Insecta; Coleoptera; Curculionidae. Gene Ontology annotation, biological process: snRNA 3'-end processing. Gene Ontology annotation, cellular component: integrator complex. The transcript is spliced from 10 exons. The coding region runs from base 326 to 1819 and encodes 497 amino acids.